Messenger RNA from Ceutorhynchus assimilis (cabbage seed weevil), 2683 nucleotides. The record is from the annotation of a GenBank genome assembly. Lineage: Eukaryota; Metazoa; Arthropoda; Insecta; Coleoptera; Curculionidae.
GUAAAAUUACAGUAGGGAGACUCCCCACAAUCUUAUUAAAUAAUUUUGAUAUACUUAAAUGUGUUUGGCAAAAGUAGGUUUUUAGUAAACGAGCGGAUGUUCCUACAUUAUAUUUCAAAUUACUAAUAUUUAGGCCAACAAUUUGAUAUCACCUGGAUAUCACGGGCUCUUGGUCUAAUGCAAACAAAUCCAAGGGAACUCAAUACAAACAGAGACGUUUUGAAAUAUAUUACAAUGUAUCAUGAUCCAGUUUUCUUGUUAGAGUGUCUUAGACAAAACAACUAGUUCAUAAACCAUCAGAAUUUUUUAUAUAGAAACACAAAUUAGAAAAAUCCUUCUUUUCUGCAUCUAAAAAUUAAUGUAUAGUGACAAAACAACAAUGACGUUGACACGGUUGAAUAAAUGGCAAAUAUAUUAGGUGUAUGCAUAUAUAGCAAAUUUAUGUAGAAAAUGAAUAGAUACAACAUCUUACACCAACUAGGCGAUGGUACCUACGGAUCUGUUGUACUCGGACAAAGAAAGGACACAGGAGAAAAGGUGGCAAUCAAGAAAAUGAAGAGAAAAUACUACAGUUGGGAUGAGGCUAUGAAUUUAAGAGAAGUGAAAUCUUUGAAGAAACUCCAUCACUCCAACGUGGUUAAACUAAAAGAAGUUAUCCGAGAAAACGAUGUAUUGUAUUUCGUGUUUGAAUAUAUGCAAGAGAAUUUGUACCAACUAAUUAAAGAUAGAAGAGUUCCUUAUCCAGAAGCUACUGUCAGAAAUAUGCUUUAUCAGAUUUUACAAGGAUUAGCUUUCAUACACCGUCACGGAUUUUUUCACAGGGAUAUGAAGCCCGAAAAUAUUCUAUGUUCUGGACCUGACUUAGUUAAAAUAGCGGAUUUUGGGCUAGUAAGAGAAAUAAGAUCUAGGCCACCAUAUACUGAUUAUGUAUCAACUAGAUGGUAUAGAGCCCCAGAAGUUUUGCUUCAUUCAACAACCUACAGCAGUCCAAUUGACUUAUGGGCUGUAGGCUGUAUAGCUGCUGAAAUCUACACCUACAGACCCCUAUUUCCUGGUACAACAGAAACUGACCAGCUUUAUAAAAUAUGCGCUAUUAUGGGAACACCUGAUAAGAAAAAAUGGCAAGAUGGUUACCAGCUAGCAGGUGCCGUAGGAUUCAAAUUUCCCUAUUUUUCCAAAACAGCACUAAAUGAAGUAGUUCCACAAGCUAGUAAUGCAGCCAUCAGUCUAAUGGAUCAACUAAUGGAAUGGAAUCCUGCACAUAGGCCAACAGCUCUGGGAGCUUUGAAACAUCAGUACUUUCAGAUUGGCCAGCAUUAUAGUAGUACUACCCGUCACAUACCAAUGCCAAACGCUCUUCAAGAUCACAAUUUACUGAAAAAUUCAUCGAAAAUGCAUUUAAUGCCUCAACCUUCCCAAAUGCAAAUGGUGCAAUCAUCAUCAGGAAUGCAACGCAAUAGUAUGGAAGGAACUGGACUACAAAUUCAAGCCAACGGACAUAAUAUUCUAAAUGAUCGUGCACAAAUGCCUCCAAGUGUGCAAAUUAACAUUCAGUCUUUGAUUAAACCGAUGAAAACGCCUGAAAAACCGCCACCUCAACCAAUAGUGUACUCGUUCGGCCAAUCAGAUUUUGGUAAAAAGAUGAUGGAACAUCCGGAAUAUACAAACAAAUAUUUACCGUCAGUUUUAUCAGGGGUGGCACAAAACAGGAAAAAAAUUAGUUGGGAUUUUGGCGAUGCCGGGAAUUUUGAAUAUCCUGAAGAUGAUUUUGCUGAUAUUUUAGGAAGAAAAAUUAAGUUGCCAAACCAAGAAAAACAAUUAAACAAGGAUUACCCGCAGCAAAAACUGAACCUCAGUCAAUUUAACUUGGAAGACCUUCUGGAACCAUUGGCCAAGGCCAGUGCUGGCACUGCUAGGUCUCAAUACUUGAGUGUUUCCAGAUAUGUAGCUGGACAUCCAGUUUCAGGGACUAGACGGGAAGUCAAUUUUGCGAAUAGUGGGAUUUAUAGAAAGAAGUCAGGAAUUUUAGAAGGAUUAUAUCAAUAUCAAGGAAACGAAUAAAGUAAUAGUUAAUAUUAAUUAUUAGGAAUGCAAAACAAUAAAUUACUUUUAUAAUAAAAAGUCUUGUUAUUCUGUACUGUUGGGCGAACUCGCAAUUGAAACAAUGUGUCAUAGGUAUUACAAAAAUAUUUUAUUUUCUAAACUUAAAAUUACUCUUUCACAGUCAAGCAUAUUAAUAAACAUAAACUCUCUUAUUUUCCACUGAAAUAAAACAUAGAAUUAACAUCAUAUUGAGAUGAGGGUGUAAACUUACUAGCUGCCACUUUUGGCUGAUGCUGAUGCACUUGCUGAAGCAUAAGCUCCCGAAUUAGCUCCCGAAUUAGCGCCCGAACUGCCUCCGCAUCCUCCAGAGCAGCCUCCUGGAGCGCCACCAUAACCUCCAGAGCCCCCAUAACCUCCGUCUCCAUGACCACCUGUAAAAUAUUGAAAAAAUACGCAAAUGAAAACACCCUAGAUGAUAAAAUCCUUUACCACCGCCUCCGCCAUAUUGUCCUGAAGAUGAGCUACUGUAACCACCACUGGAGCCGCCCCCAAAUCCUCCGCCACCACCAUGGCCGGCUCCGCCGCCGCCUCCACUACUAUGGCCAGCUCCGCCGCCUCCAAUAAUAUUUACAGAUCCUAA